Messenger RNA from Neoarius graeffei (lesser salmon catfish), 586 nucleotides. It is a transcript of the gene tcf21, whose product is annotated as transcription factor 21. The record is from RefSeq and is a predicted model, not a curated record. Lineage: Eukaryota; Metazoa; Chordata; Actinopteri; Siluriformes; Ariidae. The transcript has 2 exons. Gene Ontology annotation, biological process: regulation of transcription by RNA polymerase II; developmental process. Gene Ontology annotation, molecular function: protein dimerization activity; RNA polymerase II transcription regulatory region sequence-specific DNA binding; DNA-binding transcription factor activity, RNA polymerase II-specific. The coding region runs from base 1 to 567 and encodes 188 amino acids.
AUGUCCACCGGCUCCAUCAGCGACGCGGACGAGUUCCACGACGCGGAACUGCUAGACGGUCUGCUACCGUUCGGUUCGGCCGUGGACCCGGCGGCGGGCGCGUCACGAGAAAGCGCCGAGGACAGCUCCAACGGCGAGGGGUCCGCGGCCACCGAGCUCACCGGACACGCGCCGGGCAAGCGGCGCAAAGCGGCCACGUCCUCGCGCAGAGCGGUGUCCGGUGGAGGCGCGGCCGUGUCGGCGGCCCACGAGGGCAAACAGGUCCAGAGGAACGCGGCGAACGCGCGCGAGAGGGCGAGGAUGCGCGUGCUGAGCAAAGCGUUCUCGCGGCUGAAGACCACGCUGCCGUGGGUUCCACCGGACACCAAACUGUCCAAACUGGACACACUGCGGCUCGCCUCGAGUUACAUCGCCCACCUGCGCCAGAUCUUAGCCAACGACAAGCACGAGCACGGAUACAUCCAUCCCGUGAACCUGACGUGGCCGUUCAUGGUGGCGGGGAAACCAGAAAACGAGCUGAAAGAGAUGCUGAACUCCAGCAGAUUAUGUGGCACCACUGCAUCCUGAGAGGAUUUUAACCUUAAAA